Molecule: messenger RNA, 3533 nt
Organism: Pygocentrus nattereri (red-bellied piranha)
Lineage: Eukaryota; Metazoa; Chordata; Actinopteri; Characiformes; Serrasalmidae
Product: gastrula zinc finger protein XlCGF7.1-like
Exons: 2
Coding region: 860-1573 (237 amino acids)
Biological process (GO): regulation of transcription by RNA polymerase II
Cellular component (GO): nucleus
Molecular function (GO): DNA-binding transcription factor activity, RNA polymerase II-specific; RNA polymerase II transcription regulatory region sequence-specific DNA binding
Source: RefSeq, a predicted model, not a curated record
CAUACACACUUCAAAGAGAGGAUUCUUCAAAAAUAUAUAUGUGGGUUCCUCUAUCGUUCCAAAAUUUACACUGUAACAGUAGGAGAACCCUUUUGAUGCUAUAUAGAACAGUUUUGAAAGUGUCUCUAAUAAAGAGCCCUUGAAGAACCAACUUUUUUAAUAGUGAUGAGGACAUCCAUUCAGUCAUUGAGUCAUAUCAUCGUCUACCCUAUUUGGAAAAAACACUAGCUUAAAUUCCAUGCUGGUCUGGUGCUGGUUUCACUUGUCACCCAGUAUGGUCAUGCUUGUUCACCAACAUCCCAGCAUCCAGAAUGCACCAUAUACUGUUUAGUUGGUGAUCAGCUGGUUUUUCUAGGAGAUAAUGAGAUAUUAGAUCAAUCUUACAUGAAUGAAGAUUAAUCUUUAGAUAAAAGGAUUCCUCCCUGAAAAAAUCUAGUUUUUAUAGCAAGUAAACGUGUGUUGUAUGGGCAGCACUUUACAUGCAAUAAAGACAAAGUUUACCUCUUGCAAUGGAAAAACACUUCCUUUAGCCAGCGAUAGUGUUUCACUAGCUAGCUUGUUUUUGCUUGUGUUAUUGAUUGUAUUCUGGACGUUAAAAGAGCACGGACUAAGGAGCAAGUUUUAAUGGCGGUCUGCGCUUGUUGGCAGCACAUUUUGCUUUAAUCCAGCACCAAAACGUUAAUAAGGUGUCCCCGGUUUUUGAGAUUACAUCUGGCCCAUUGAGAUGAACUGUGAGAAAUGAAUGAUGUCUUGGUGCAAGUCUCAACACAUCAACCUUCCAACAUGGUUUAAGUUCAAUUCCACAAGUGCAUCAGGACAUCUUAAGAAGAGGAAUACACCUCAGUGCUGAAAUCCAUAAAUGGAAUCCAUCCAACCAUUAAAUGGCUCCAGUACUCAAGAUAAUCUAUGCAACAGUGCUUCUCAAAGUGAAACACAAACAAAUAAAGUCAUUGAGAGAAACCACCACUGCUCAGAAUGCGGAAAAAGUUUCAGUCAACAGAGUAAUCUCAACAGACACCAGCGCAUUCACACAGGAGUGAAACCACAUCACUGCUCAGAGUGCGGAAAGCGUUUUUACCAACAGACACGUCUCCAGCGACACCAGCGCGUUCACACGGGAGAGAAGCCGUAUCGCUGCUCAGAGUGUGGGAAGAGCUUUACUCAACAGAGUAAUCUCAAAGCACACCAGCGCAUUCACACUGGAGAGAAACCGUAUCACUGCUCAGAGUGUGGAAAGAGUUUUAAUCAGAAGGUUAGUCUCCAGCUGCAUCAGCGCAUUCACACGGUCGAAAAGUUGUAUCACUGCUCAGAGUGCGGGAAGAGCUUCACACUACAGGGUCACCUCCAGAGACACCAGCGCAUUCACACGGGAGAGAAACCGUAUCACUGCUUAGAGUGCGGGAACAGUUUUAGAGAUACAAGUACUCUCAAAAAACACCAGCGUAUUCACACAGGAGAGAAACCAUAUUACUGCUCAGAGUGUGGGAAGAACUUCAGGCAUUCGAAUUCUUUACAGAGACACAAAUGCAUUAAAAAAGAAGCAGAAAUGUAUGAAAUUUGUGUGUCAAUUUAAUAAAUGUUUUCAUUAUCAUUUUUUUAGGCUAGCCUCAAUGAUGCUUAGAUAGCUUAUAGUGAUGGCGGUUGUUAGUGCUGUAAAAGAGAAGGUUCCUACUUUCUCCUGUGUGAUUUGUAUGGCUAAAUGAUAUUGUGAUUGUGUGAUUAUUAUGCCUUACAAUCUACAAGUUUAGGCUCUGUAUCUUCAGGUCCAUGUCAUUUAUACCUCCCAAAGUGGUGAAUGUUAUAAAACAUGGUGCUGAGAUCUGGUACUAUGUCCCUCUAAGGCAGGGUUGCCCAUUCCUUGUCCUGGUGAUCUACCACCCUGUAGAGCUCAGAUCCAGAAUCUAAUAUUCAGUUGCUCUUUGGGUUGGUUGUACCAACAUGUCUUAACUAAGAUGGUCUCAUCUGGUAAGUCAGUUGUAGCUGAGAGCAUUUUUCAGAGAGAACUUUACGCCCAUUGCACCAUCCAACCAGUGCAAAUGAGACUGGUUUUAGUGGUUCAAAUUCAUGUAUAAACAUGUGUAAACAACCUAGGCUACUAAGUAAAAACGUUUGCAUGCCAAUACCUGCUACUUGCAACAGCAGAAAUAAUUUCACCAACACUGACAUUUGCUUACUGAUCAAGUUCUAGUAUCAUACUCAUGGAUAAACAUCAAGAUUAACAUUAGGUGGUUCAAGAAGACCGCAUCUUUUUGAACCACAACCGUCCACUUACUUAUUUUGGGGUUCACGACCCUCUCCACCAUGACUUAACCCUGAAACACCACAGCUUUUCCCAUUUCUCUGCAUGAGACCUGGACUUAAGCUCUAGAAGAUCAUCUCUGCAGUCUGUUUCUUCUGUAAACACUUGCUACGUUAAUAGUUCUGCUUUUACUCAUAGUGUGUGCAAGGCAAGAACCUUAGCACAAGAUGGUUACCAAAGGACACCAGAAAAUGGGGUAAAAGGUACUUGCAGACAUCUGAGAGCUCUUUACAAACUUGAAAAUAUGAAAUAAGUGAUGUUUUUUUUUUCAUUUUGCAGCACAGCUAAUCACAUACUGUUGAUCCACAAGUUAGCAGUUAUUUAGGUUAGUAGUUUAAUUGCUGCUGCAUGCUGUGCCAAUAACUCAAGCAGCAACUGGCACAAUGUGCAGUAGCGCUUUACAAGCAAAGAACUAGGUUAUGUAGGUGGCUAUGAAGGCCUAGAAAGGGUUUGCAGUUUGAGAUUAUGGCUGCUUCCAAAUAGAUGUAAAAGUCACCAGUCUUAGUGAAAAUUCAGUUUACAACCAGUUGGUGCAGCGGUUCUAAAGUUAUGCCUGGAAAGUUACAACCGUGGUAUUGGGCACCUCUGCUCUAAGGAAUGUUUGCAAGUUGGUUAAUGGUUAUUGGGACAUGUCAUAUGUUUCAAAUAUGGACUACAACUGUAAGACAAGCGUUUGUGAAUUGUGCAAAACCAAGAAAUUUUGAGGAAUUUUGGAAGGCUGGCUGGCAUAUGGGUACUCUGUUAAAAUCAGAGUGUAUAAGCAGAUAAAUAUAACGUAUAUAACGUCUGUCCAGUUUUCCAAGGUUUAAAUAUUUUUUCCAUUCACCUUCUUGCUGUCAAAAUCCCAGCUCACUGCUGGUGAUCUAAUCGUCAUAGUAUGUAAUGUCAUGAAAAGAUCUCCUGAAGUCUUAGAAGUAAUUUUGAUACCCUACUCAUUCACACUUGAAACAGAGGAAAUAAGCCAAGGACACCUGUUGACUGUUAUGUUAUGUUAGUGUCCCUGUUGGGAACAGUAACAUCAUUUUUAUCAAUUUCACAGUUUUGAACCAGAGUUCUCUGUGUGCUACUGUGUUUCCUGUAUUAAAGACGAAUGAGGCUUCCUUUCUUGUUGGUCCCUAUUGGUUUGUUUAUUCAGAGUUAUGAUAAAGCGUGACUGAUGUGUGGCUUAUGUUCAUGUUUUCUUGUUAAAAAAGGUAGUUUGUGACACAAACUGAAUAAAGAACUUUUCUCAGAA